Molecule: messenger RNA, 1017 nt
Organism: Lactuca saligna
Lineage: Eukaryota; Viridiplantae; Streptophyta; Magnoliopsida; Asterales; Asteraceae
Source: the annotation of a GenBank genome assembly
AUGCGACUGCGACUCCCAAAAGAUUUAGUGUUAUGCUCGAUGCUUCUCAACAAAAUGGAUCGAGUCGGGUACGAUGGAAAAAAUCGACUGACUGAGAAAGGAGGAAGAAAGGGAGAAGGGUUUCCAAUUAUACCCUUGCCCUACCAAAGGAAGAAAUCAGCGACUCCAUCGUUUCUUCUCCUACUUCAACGCCAAAUUUUUUCUCCCGCAACAACCAAUCGUCGACGACCCUCUACUCAUUUGUUCCAAUUUUUUGAAGUCUCCUUCCCCUUCUCAUCAGGUACGCUUCUUCCUUUUUCCUCUUCUCAUCAGGCCCUGUGUUCAAUUUCAUCAUAUUUCUUUUGUUUUAGACUUGUGCUCAAUUUCAAGGAGGGAGACAAGGACUCCAUUAGAGGUGAAGAUGAUGGGAAUGAUUCAGAAUUUUCAAAUUAUUCUGACGAUAACCCUCAACAUCAAAGAAAACCUAGUUCCUUAAACCCAUCGUGGCCUCAAAGUUACAGGGAAUUUGAGAUUUUGCCAAAUCAGCGCUCUGAUCAUCUCUCCCUUUCUCCGAAUCUAUCCCUAUCUUCUUCUCUAAUACAAUUCCCGAAAUGGAGUUCGAAUCCAACAAUAUUUCUGAAGACAACAAUUGCGGAAGCAGCGGAGAAGAUCGAUGUCGACAACCUGGCUAGUUUUCUGUUGGAGGUGACGACUUCAUUCGAGGCACAACAAGAUAUACAGUUGAUGAGGUUUGCCGACUAUUUUGGACGUGCAUUUUCUAGCGUGACUGCUUCACAAUUUCCCUGGGUGAAGUUAUUGAGAGAAUCUCCUGUUGCUAAGGUUGCAGAUAAUCCUGUGUCACAUAUUCCUGAGGCUGUUUACAAAACCUCAGUUGAUUGGAUCAACAAACUAUCCAUGGAAGCCCUUAGUUCUUUUCUCCUUUGGUCCUUAGACAGCAUUCUUGCUGACUUUGCAAUUCAACAAGGUGGCUCAAAGGGAUCCAAGAAAGUUGCCCAAAAAACACCCUCAAAAUCUUAG